AUCACUUCAUCACCACUACUACCAAAAACUCCCUUCGCCUAUAAAUAUUUCUCUGCUUUAAUUUCCAAUUUUCUCUAUUCAUUCACAAAAAACAAUCCUCUCUUCGUUUUUUUCUUUUGGAUCCAAAGCUCUUAAAUCUGUAAUCAACAAUGGCCGCCACCACCGAGAAUCUCCCUCAACUCAAAUCCGCCGUCGAUGGCCUUUCUGAGAUGAGUGAGAAUGAGAAGAGCGGAUUCAUCGGCCUCGUUUCACGUUACCUAAGCGGUGAGGCACAGCACAUUGAGUGGAGUAAGAUCCAGACACCUACUGAUGAAAUCGUUGUUCCCUACGAGAAAAUGGCUUCCGUCUCCCAAGAUGUUUCCGAGACCAAGAAUCUCUUGGACAAACUUGUUGUGUUAAAGCUUAAUGGAGGUCUUGGGACAACAAUGGGAUGCACUGGCCCCAAGUCGGUUAUCGAAGUUCGUGAUGGUUUGACAUUUCUUGAUCUGAUUGUUAUCCAGAUUGAGAAUCUCAACAACAAGUAUGGCUGCAAGGUUCCGUUGGUUCUCAUGAACUCAUUUAAUACACAUGAUGACACACAAAAGAUUGUGGAAAAGUACACCCACUCAAAUGUUGACAUUCACACAUUUAACCAGAGCAAAUAUCCCCGUAUUGUGGCAGAUGAGUUUGUGCCAUGGCCCAGCAAGGGAAAGACCGACAAGGAGGGCUGGUAUCCUCCUGGUCAUGGUGAUGUAUUCCCAGCCCUCAUGAACAGUGGAAAGCUCGAUACUUUCUUAUCACAGGGUAAGGAAUAUGUGUUUGUUGCCAAUUCAGACAACUUGGGUGCCAUCGUUGACUUAACAAUCCUGAAGCAUUUGAUCCAGAACAAGAACGAGUACUGCAUGGAAGUUACACCCAAAACCUUAGCUGAUGUAAAGGGAGGAACUCUCAUUUCUUAUGAAGGCAAAGUCCAGCUUCUGGAGAUUGCUCAGGUUCCUGAUGAACAUGUCAAUGAAUUCAAAUCAAUUGAGAAGUUCAAGAUAUUCAACACAAACAACUUAUGGGUUAACUUGAAGGCCAUCAAAAAGCUUGUGGAAGCUGAUGCACUUAAAAUGGAGAUCAUUCCAAACCCAAAGGAAGUUGAUGGAGUCAAAGUUCUUCAACUGGAAACUGCAGCUGGUGCUGCGAUAAGGUUCUUUGACAAUGCUAUCGGUGUUAAUGUACCUCGUUCACGGUUCUUGCCAGUGAAGGCAAGCUCGGACUUGCUGCUCGUCCAGUCUGAUCUCUACACGCUAGUUGAUGGCUUCGUUACCCGAAACAAAGCUAGAACUAACCCCUCAAACCCAUCAAUUGAAUUGGGACCUGAGUUCAAGAAGGUGGCUAAUUUCUUGAGCCGGUUUAAGUCCAUUCCUAGUAUAGUCGAGCUCGACAGCCUUAAGGUGUCUGGGGAUGUCUGGUUUGGCUCUUCGGUUGUUCUCAAGGGCAAGGUAACUGUGACUGCAAAAUCCGGUGUGAAGCUCGAAAUUCCGGACAGGGCCGUGGUCGACAACAAGAACAUCAAUGGUCCAGAAGACCUCUGAAUAAGACAAAUUCAAAGUCUUCCCUCUCUCGGGGAAGACACAUCUUGAUACUCUUUUAAUUGGUGUGAAAAGAUCACAGUGUCACAGCAAAGCAAGUUUAUGAAGAAUGAAUAAAUAAUGUUUCUUUUUGCAGCCUAGCAAAGUCUUUUCUUCUUUGGACUUUAUUUUAAUUUUGCUCGUUGAAUUUUCCCAAAACAUAACAUUUAAAAGUUCGAUUGUAUUUGGGUUCCAUCCGCAAUUAUUUUCCUUUUGAUAAUCCACUCUUUCUUUCCGCAA
Arabidopsis lyrata subsp. lyrata is the source of this 1835-nucleotide messenger RNA. RefSeq names its product UTP--glucose-1-phosphate uridylyltransferase 2. Gene Ontology annotation, molecular function: UTP:glucose-1-phosphate uridylyltransferase activity. The coding region runs from base 150 to 1559 and encodes 469 amino acids. Gene Ontology annotation, biological process: UDP-alpha-D-glucose metabolic process; glycogen metabolic process. Lineage: Eukaryota; Viridiplantae; Streptophyta; Magnoliopsida; Brassicales; Brassicaceae. The record is from RefSeq and is a predicted model, not a curated record. Gene Ontology annotation, cellular component: cytoplasm. The transcript has 20 exons.